GCUGGUUAAGUAGCACCGAGUGCUGUUGCCUAGAUGUUCAUGCCUAAAUGCUGAGUGGGCAUACAAAUGACUAUGUCAGAAAACACAAGAGAUUUGGCAGAAAGGUCACCUACAUCAGACCUCAACAUGGCAUUGCAUGAGUGUAUGGCAGCUCUGGAUUUAUUUCUUAACAACAAGUUCUCGGAUGCUUUGGCUUCUUUACAAGCAAAAACUAAAGAUAGUAUGUAUCAUGCACUGACUUAUGCCACCAUAUUGGAAAUGCAAGCUAUGAUGACAUUUGAUCCUCAGGACAUACUGAAUGCAGGAAACACAAUGAAGGAAGCUCAAGCCACCUGUCAAAAAUUCAGGAAGAAGUCUACAGUAGCUGAUUCUAUCAACAACCUUGUGCAUAGACAAAGCCUUGAACACUUUACAGAAGAGGAAAUCCAUGCAGAAAUUUGCUAUGCUGAAUGUUUACUUCAGAGAGCAGCACUCACAUUCCUCCAGGAUGAGAAUAUGGUUAGCUUCAUAAAAGGAGGCAUCAAAGUCCGAAACAGUUACCAAACAUACAGGGAGCUGGACAGUCUCAUACAGUCUCCACAUUAUGUCAAAGGAGAGAACCAUCUUCAUUUUGAGGGAGGUGUAAAACUUGGAGUUGGAGCAUUUAAUCUGACAUUGUCCAUGUUUCCUGCACGAAUUCUGAGAUUACUGGAGUUUGUUGGAUUUUCUGGAAACAAGGAGCAUGGUCUGCUGCAGCUUCAAGAAGGAGCAUCAUCAUACAGCUUUAGGUCGGUGCUGUGUACCAUGCUGUUGCUUUGCUAUCAUACUUUCAUGACCUUUGUGUUAGGGACAGGAAAAGGAAAUGUUGAGGAGGCAGAAAGACUACUUAAGCCUUACUUGGCUCGUUAUCCAAAGGGAGCCAUAUUCCUGUUUUUUGCAGGCAGGAUAGAAACACUAAAGGGCAAUAUUGAUGCGGCGGUUAAUAGGUAUGAAGAAUGUUGCGAGGCUCAGCAAUAUUGGAAGCAGUUUCAUCACAUGUGUUACUGGGAGCUCAUGUGGUGCUUCACCUACAAGCGCCAGUGGAAGAUGGCUUUCUUCUAUGCAGACCUGCUAAGCAAAGAAAACACUUGGUCAAAGGCUACUUAUAUUUACAUGAAAGCUGCUUAUCUCAGUAUGUUUGGACCAGAUGACUGCAGUCCUUUUGGAGACAGUGAAGUUGAAUUAUUUAGGAUUGUUCCCAGUUUGAAACUGAAAAUUGCAGGGAAAUCUCUGCCUACAGAAAAAUUUGCAAUUCGGAAAGCUCGACGGUAUCUUUCUUCAAACCCCAUUCCUUUGCCUGUUCCACCUUUGGAAAUGAUGUAUAUCUGGAACGGGUAUGCUGUAAUUGGAAAAUGUCCCAACUUAACAGAAGGCAUGUUAGAGACUUUAAUUGAAGCAGAAGAAGCAUUGGCAAGAAGUUCAGCUACAGAAUUACUAGCAGAUGACCAGUGCGUGAUAAAACUGUUAAAGGGCUUAUGCCUCAAGCAUUUGGGCAAGAUCUCAGAAGCAGAAGACCAUUUUAAUUACAUCUAUUUAAAUGAGAAGAAGAUAAAAUAUGACCAUUAUCUAAUUCCAAAUGCCUUGCUGGAGCUGGCGCUACUGUAUCUAGACCAGGAUAGAAGACAGGAAGCAAUAAAGCUACUGGAAAGAGCAAAACAAAACUACAAGAAUUACUCCAUGGAAACAAGAACACAUUUCAGAAUUCAAGCUGCCCUGCACCAAGCCAAAUCCACCCCAGAAAAUGGAAUGCACUCUGGAGCCUCGGCAGUGUCGUAACUUUUUCUUCUUUGAUGUCCUGUUUGUUGCAAACUUUGGUGCAGAGAAUUACUGACAUUUUAGAAUUAUUUUUCCUUCUCUUUCAAGUCAGUGAGAAACCAAAUCAUUUAAAAUUUUAAAGGUGAUGCUUAAGACGUUAAUCUAAUGUAAUAACAUGGCAAAAAAAAAACCCUCUCAAACCAACCAUAACCCUGAAAAUAUUGUUUUUCCAACAGUAGCUUUUGGAAUACUUACAUCUGUGUAAUUCAUUUUUCAAUCAUGUGUGCCUUUCUUGCUUUCACAACAUUUACUAGGCAAGCUACAACAUAAAGAGGAACAACUGCAAAAAAACACAACAACAGAACUUUAAAGAUUCACAGAUUUAAUCUCAGCUAUAAAUGUUUGUUUGAAUUCAUACUGCUAGCAGUUGAGAAGGAAGCAUCACUUUUUCCAAGCACCUAUUUAGUUGAAAUGGUGUGAGAAAAUCUUGGUGCACAAGAAACACAGCAGGGAAGAGCUCUGAAUCCUGGGUGUGUCUAGUUGUGCAUGGAAAGCUUCUGUUUACCAGCUUUUACUAGUCACAUUUUUGCUUCUGUAGGAAACUUGCUGGUGGAAACAAAUGGUCUCCCUUAUGCAAGUAUCUUGACUUUUUAAUUUGGUUUUCAUGUCAAGUCUGCUGCUUGUAUUUGGUUGAAUGAUUUACCAAGGAUUUGGAGGGGGGAAGGUGAUGACAGUAUAAAGCUGCAUCACUUCUUCUUUGACAAGUUUACAAAUGGGAGGACCUUAGGAAACAAGUUUUUUCAUCAGAACAAACAUGAUCUGAAGUUUAUAUCGAAUUUAAAGCACAAGUCCUUGAGAGUCACUUAAGAAACAGCAAAGUUGCACUGUUUGCACAGCAGUACAGGAGUUACUGUGAUAGUCAGUUGCAGUUUAAAACGUUUGUUCUUAGGUUUGCCUAACUUGAGAUGUCCAUGUUUAAGGAGAUUGUAUGGCAACGUUUCCUGCGUUAAGAAGGUUGGAGUAGGCUCCCUUGGCACAGUGCUUUGCUUUUCACAAAGGAGAGCCCGUUCUUUUUGCUCUUUAUUGAUCUUCUGGGGGAAUUUCUGUGUAAGGGGCUUUGAGAAUAGAGCAGAGCUAUGUCUGCUUUCCAGUGCUGUCUGCCAUAGAAUGCUGCUUUUCUGCAAAACUGGUGUAGUCAGAUGUAACACAUAUUUGACUCAUAUUUACUGUUCUCCAGGCUAGCUCCAUGUUUGUAUGCCUGUGGGUUUUUGGGGCACACUUCUACCUCCCUUCUGAAAGAAUUUCUUCCCCAUGACCCAUUCUGGUAUGUGGAGAUGGGAGGUCUUCUGACAGCCCUUUUUCUCCAAUGGAGAUGUUUGUCAGGAAGAUUCAUAUCUAUGUACCUCACAGUGAAUAUUCUUUCUAAAGUGAUUGUUCCCAGCAGAAGAGAAAAUUGACAGUUUAUAGCUCUGCUUUUACCUCCUCUAAGGAAAUUACAUUGUUUUAUAAUUGCAGAUUAAUAUGCAAGAAGACAGAACCACCUAUUCCUCAACAUGGAGAACUUGCAUUGUCUUAAAAAUAGACACCCUUUAUAAAAGUCUUCCCAAGUUAAAAUCAUACAUGAAGAAUGUGGUUUUUUAAAGUGACUUUCUCAGAUAAAUUCAGUUCAGAUAAAUUUCUCAAUUCAGAUAAAAUUCAAUAUAAACAAUUAUGCUAUUUACAUAUUGCACAUCAAAACUUAAGUGUAAAAAUUCAGUCAUUCUUUGUAUAGAAUAAAAAAAAUUCUUGUUCUACUUCAUGCAUAUAACGCCUCUUCUUCCAGUUGUGUCCUUUUCAAAUAUUUUGGCAGUCUUAGCAUUUUUUUAAGCAAGCAAUGCUAUGAAAAUUAGCAUAAAUUGUACUUUGCAGAAAGUGAACAAUCCUUCCAUCUGUAGAUUCAUCUCUCAAGGCCACUGAAACGCUCUUUGAAAUUUCACCCACAACCAAGUUUCGCCUGAUCUUGGAUACAUUGCACAAAGGACAUACUGUGCAGUAUGCAGUUAACUUCCCUGAUUCUUUGCAGCAAUGAAAAUCCAAAGAUUUUCCUAGUUGUCUUUGGUCGAGCACAAACACCAGUCAUAUUGUGGACCUGAUCUCCAGCUUCAGCUGAAGGCUUUUGUAGUUAGCCAUGAUCAAGUAGUCUGUGCUUUCAUGUUGACUUUUCAGCUCCCAACCAAUAGGAAAUAUUCACCUUUCUGAUGCAACAACAAAGAUUUACAGACUGCAAUAUUCUGAACUCUAGAGGAAAAUAACACCUUGCUUGCUAAAGGAUGAAUGGAAGGUCUGGUGCUGUAACUGCAUAUGUUUUUCAGUGUGUUACAUUUUUAAUUGCCUACCAUUACUCUUUGUCAUCAACAUACUUCACUGUGGUGCUCUUCUGUGGCAGGGAUAAGACAACUCAGUGGUGUCAGUCUGGGCUGGAAGGUCUACGCUGGGAUUUUUUUUCCAUGGCCUCUCCUGAAGCUGCUCCAUUCUGCCUGAAGCAGCUCUCCAGAAUGGUAAAUUGCUUCAUCAGUCUGGAGGCCCCAGUACAAUGAAUUAGGGAAAGUACAACUGGUGUGAGUUCAGACAGCUUCAGUGUUCAGUACAUUCACCUACUAGAAAAUAGCAGAUACUCUAAUGGAAUCACAAAUCAAGGAUUUUCAGCAUGACCUAAGAUUCAAGAAACUAAGUACUACUUCAGAUGGAUAUAGUCAAGACCUCAUUUGCGAAGGAGGACUUCCUUCUGCUUGCAAACACUGAAUGGUCUAAAUGCUAGAGAAACUCACUCUGGUCACUAGGCUUUAGCCAGUAAUUGCUGGUAUCAACUCUUCUCAGUCCUCAGCAAAGCCAGAGAAGUUAACCAAAGGCAAACUACUAACUCGUAUAGCAGAAAAUAGUUUUCUACACUUGGUAGGACCUUUAUCAUAAAACUUAUAAACUGUAUUCCUAUGUAUUUUUUUUUAGUAUCACUGAUGAGGGGUUUCCUGUCAGUAGCUGAGGAGGGGUAGAAAUUCAUGCUCAGUUUCCUGAAUGUCUUCAGCAAUUGCCAUGGUGCCCCAUGUGAUAUCACUGUGUCAUCUGAAAGUGGUAGUGGCCAGGAGGGGAAAAACAGUAAAAUGAGCAUCACUUUUAUUGUUAGAUCUGAUAUGGGGAAUCCCUGUAUGUGUGGUCUCUCAUUAAACUGAAGGGAGGAUAUGGGCUGAAAAGCCAGCAGCUUAUACUGAGGUCUAACGAGGUGUAAUUACCUCAACACCUAGCUCCUAUAAAUAACACCAGGUGAGAUAACCUGGUGGGGGAAGAACGAUGGGCUGAAGCUGAACCUAGUCACAGGUUUUCCUGAUGAUCAAAAGAUUUUGAUGAAGUCACAAACAUAAUACAGCUACUAUUAUUUGGAGACACCCACUUAGGAUUGCUCAACUAAGCUAGCAUAGGAACAUGCUUUGAUUUAUUACUGAUACGCAGUUCUAUUACCAUCUGCAAUUAACGUGUUCUGUUGUGGCUGGUUUAAAGACUGCCCCAUCCUGACAGUGCCUCGCCUCAGGUUGUUUACACUGCAGUGAUACAGCAUUCAAAACUUGGCUUAGGAAACUUUGCCUAUGAGAAAAUACAGCAGUAUAGAACCGGAUCAUAUCAAACAUUUGCUCCCAUUUCACACUGGUUUUGGCAUUAAAUUCUAUAUGAAGUUGAGUGCCUUAGUAUUUUUGGUUUAUCUGUGGCCUGGGUCCAAGACUACUAAAAGCUCAUGGGAAUGAUAGCUGUGACAGCUUGCGUGCCUCUGGCCCAAGAGAAGCAUCAAGUAAUGCCCCUCUGUGUGAGACAAGGCUUUCCCAGAGGUCAGUCCCAGACUGCAAAAGCCUCUCUUGGCCAAGAGUUUAAAAACAAGAUUCUUGGCCUCCAGUUCUACCUGUGAGAUGUGUUUCUUUGCCUUCUCAUGCACAAAAACACAGCGGCAAAGCAAAUGUAUAUGAAAUGACCAAAACAAUGCAUUCCACACAGUUCCCCCCUCUGGGAGGAAGAGGAGAAGAUAAAGAGGUGAGUCAUGUUGUUUACUGCUGUACAGGAAAAUGGUUACUGGUUGGAAACGUCACUGAUGAAUGAGAUUGGAAAACCUGAACAGACUAGAAAUGAGGUCGCUUCUUUUCUCAUUAUGUUCUGCAGAUACCUUUUUGUAAUAGAUUAUAUGCAAAGCGUGAAAUGCAGGUAUUUUAACUGAAUGAUUUGUCAUCACAAAAUAUUUUUUUAAAGAUGUUAUCUAGGUUUGCUACAGGUGUUUCUAAAAAUUAUAUAAAUACAAAUACCUUAUUUCAAAAGCAUGCUCAGUCAAUCCCCGUCUCCAAGAUUUAUGAAGAGCAACAGAGCUAAUAAAUAUCUGCAUUGCACUGUGGUAAAGUUCUUCACGGUGUUUGCUCCAAAUUCAACAAUGUUUUUGUAGGACUGGGCUGUGUUCCAUUAUUUUCAGGGUUUUUUACAUCUCUGGACCUACUUACUUUCAUUGCUGGCUAAACAUAGGCAGAAUGUUUAUUUAGAAUUAUGCAUUGCAUUGAAUUCUACUUGCUUUAUCUCUCCUUGACUAUUUUACAGAAAGAAUACAAAACAGAGCAGUUGCACACACACACCCCCACACACACUCUCGUUAUGGGCUGAUUCAAUUCAAAAAAGGGGGAAAAAAAAGUUUAUUUCUAAUAGUCUCAGUAUUGUACAACAGUUUCAGGUCUGUGGCUGAAAAGCAAUGUAGCAAUGUGGUGAGAAAAAGAAGUAGAAGCUGCAGAAUUCUGGACAGUUUUCAUCUCUCGGUGUUCCUUUUAUUCUGUGGAGGUAGGAAACGACUUCCUUGGUGCAGGAGCUGUGUAGGAUGUUUGUCUGCAGUGCUGGAGCCACGGGGGCUGCGCUUGGUGUUGAUAGUGUAGGUGUAGUUCUUGGGUGAGCUGGUGGUUUGUGAAUGUGGUGAUUUUCAUGGUGUUUUGGUACAGGUGGCGGUGUGAGAUGCCUGAAGAGUGCCUCUGCUCCUGCUACACAAAGAUGCAGAAUAGUAACUCUGACAGUUUGCAGCGUUCAGUAAAUCAUUCUAGGGAGGUGAAGCAAUAUCGUUUAGAAGAUACAGUAUAUGGAUCAUGUUCAAUGUCAUCUUCAUCUGGGUACAGUACUGCUGUCAUCACUACCAAGGUUACACAGCCUCCGUUGGGCAGCUGCAAAGUGUUUUUAGAAGCAACCAGCAGGGCCACUUGCACUUCUGGUAUUUCAGUCACAGAACCACAGAAUACCAGGUUGGAAGGCACCUCAAGGAUCAUCUGGCCCAACCUUUGACAAAAACGCAGUGUAGACAAGAUGGCCCAGCAUGCUGUCCCCCUGAACCUUAAAAGCUGGGGGAUCCACCACAUCCCCAGGGAGAUUAUUCCAGUGGCUGAUUGCUCUCUGUGAAAAAUUUGCUUUGGCUUUCGUUCUUACAGCUCGUGGAUACCUGGGUCAGGUUUCUGUUCUGUGAUGCUGGGCUCAUUGCUGAUGCAAAUAAUUCUUGGUAUUUCACAGGAACUGCAGGAAUCUCAUGCUUAGUGCCUUUGCUACAUGUUUAUUUAAAGUGUGUGAUCUGUCACACACACACAUAUAUAUUAAAAAGUAUAUAGAGAUAUACAUAUGUAUACUGACACCCGUUAGCAGGCUCUGUAGCCAAAUCUUUUUGAAAAGUUACCAGAAUUGUUUGAAUUAUUAAAUUCAAAAAUUAAAUUCAAAAAUACAAACAAACCUUUUUUUAGAAAAAAAAAACCUUUGACACAUUUUCAGAUGAUGGCUGAGGAAAAGGGAGGGAGGUUAAGGGCCCUUAGUAAUGGUUUGCUAUGGGAUCAUAAAGGAAAGAGGGUGUGCAGUACAUAGCCUUCUACAAGAAGUGCCCAAACAGGCAAUGUAGCAAGAGCCCUUCAAUGAGGUAACCUCACCAAAAAGCAGUUCUAGGCUGGAGAGGUCAAGGGCAUCAGACAGUUUUUACUCUGGAAUAGCAGAGCUCUGCCUCAGUGGGACAGUGCCUUGGAUGGCACCGUCCUGCUCAGAAAAAGUUUUGGAGUGAGUAAUCUUGUUCUCCUUGAAAUUCUACCUUGUCUGUCUCAAUCUGCUCAGUGUGAAUUCUUGAUUAGACAGGCAGCUACCACUAAUGUGGGAGAGGGCAGGAAAAAAAGAGACUAAAAAGGCAGCUUGUCCGUCUGUUUGCAGUGAGAACCCUGGCAAAAGUGACUGUAGUGAGCAAAAGCAGGGCCUGUUGUGUCCAGGAAAAAUGCCUGGUGUGGACAGCCAGGGCACACGUAGUAUGUGCAGUGAAUCGAACAUCUACUGUUGCGUGCAGUUGUUGAAAUGCCUUAUUUAAAAUAAAGACAAGUGUUUUCCAGAGGUUGGUGCUGCAAAGAAUAGGUUUAUCAAGUUAUUGCUACUUUUUUUCCAACUGAAGAGAACAGAGGUGGUUUGGGGGCUUUUUCUUUGUUUGUAGUGUGGUUGGUCCCCUCUGAAGUACAUACCUGUGCACUGUUAGAAACACGUACAGGCAUUUUCACAAGGUUUUUUUUUUCCAUUACAGAUUACUCUCUGCAGCUUUUACUUAGCUAAGUGUCAGUGCAGAGCUGAUAUUCUAAUACAUCAGUUGCUAGCAUGCAAAUAGUUAUUUCUUCUGCUUAAAUCAAAAAGAUGUUUUUGGAGUGUGUUUAGACUGUUCUUUUCAUCAAAAGGCAUUAACUUUGCAUUUCACACCAAAAAUUCCAAAGCCCCUAACUCUUACCCCGGAACAGGUUUAAAUGUAAGAUAAUCUGCAAAGGACGGUUAGCAUAAAUUAUAUUCUUCAAAAUUAAAUGCUAUAUAAAAUGACAACUUAAUCUUUGAAGCUAAUUUUUAAUCUGGGUAUUAAGUCAAGAAGGGUUCUUCUGGACAGAUUUUAUUCAUGUUUUUUAUAGGUUAUCAACUAGUAUGUUAUGUUUUUAAUAAAAAUGUGGUGUCUGUAAUAAACUGUAUUUGUAAUCAACUAGCAUCCACUUUGUUUCUAAAUCCAUUUUAAUCCAGGAUUUAACUGAUGAGAGGCCUUGUAUGUUUGGUUUCAGCCAUCUUGUUAUUUAUUUAACUGUCAGUCUGACUCAGAAGAAUUUUCAUCCUUACCACGAUUGCACAAGGACAGGAAAUGUCGAAGUCUUGAAACUGUGGCAACUUAAGUAAGUUCAGGUAUUUCAUAAUCCCUUAGCCUAGAAACGUACGCUUCUGCCCCUGCAAAGAGAGGACUGUCAGCCUUCCAAACACGUAAUUGCUUUCAGCCCUGGGAAGCUGCAAGACAGUAGGACCUUUUAAAAACCUUUGUGGUUAGGGCUCUUCUAGAACACUAGGUCCUCACAAAGAAAUUCUGUGGGCUUUUUUUUUGUUUACAUACAAAUUUUCUGAUUCUCUCCCGGAUUUACAUAAUGAACUGGCAACAAGUAAUAAGGAUUAUCAUCCUUAGAUGUAAAAUGAUUGAAGUGGUAAUUCCACUCGCAUGCAAGGAUUAAGCAUAAACAUCUUUAUAAAAUUGAGUAUUCGUUACUUGUUAUUGCAUCUCUUUUACCUAAGAUUUGUGGGAAAUCUUUCUUGUGCUCUAUGAGACAAAAGCCAUUUUCUACUAUAAUCUGCAGCUGUAACCAAACAAUUUCCCUGGCUGUACAAGCAUCUCGGAUGUCAGCCAUGCCCUUGGUCCCUACCUGCGCUCUUUCUGUGGCACUUCUGGGGCAACUCUGUGUCUUUUAAUGGGAUGGCAGUUGCUAGGAGAGGCAGCAGUGUCUGGCACUGAUGAGGUGUGGGGACUUUCACACUCACCCUCUCUAGUGCUGCUGCCUGAAACUGCAGAGGAUUGAGCUUGAUGAGCUAUUUCUGGGUCUGUGCCUUCUACAGUACAAAGAGCGUUGUUGCACUGAAUGUUUUCAUCAUCCUGUGUAGUCCUUACAAAAUGCUUUAAAGCAACAUGUUUUGAUGACUGUUGAUGCACUUACAAACUUGGUUACUUAGAGUAGCUGUAAGAAUUUUUUUUUUCUUCAAAAAUUGCUUUGCAGGCAUUUUACUAUGAAACAAGGGCUAGGGGUGAACAAGUCCCAGUGAGCAAGAGCUGCAGCAGACUCAGGUUAGGAAACAGCUGUGCUGUAAAUGGACUGUCUAAUAUGAUAAUUUAUUAGACACCUCUGAGACAGGAGGCAAAUAUUCUCUUCAUCUUACAGAUGGUAGAAUUAAGACACAGAUCUGGUUUCACAACUCUUGCUAAAAUUCAGGUUACACGUUGUUUUGCAUUAAGGUCAGAUCAAUUUUUUUUUUGAAUUAGAAAUCAUCCAGAACAGCAUUGCACCUAAAAACUUGAAAAAAUCAUUUGAUUUAUUUGUUAUAUUUACACAUUUGUCUUUAAGCUAAAAUUUUAACUUUUUGGCAUGGUUUUGUGUAUUCAACUCUAGUUUUAGCCCUUCCCACCUUUUCGCUAUUUAACAAGUAUUUUAAUAAAAGUAAUUUUUUCUCUUAGCCCAGUAAGUAUCUCAAUCAGUGUUAAAAGUUCAGCUGUACAAAGUGCCUAGAAAAGCAUUCAGCUCAGUAAUCGGUCACUUCAUAUUUCUUUCAGAUGUUUCUUAAGUCUUGUAAUAAAUAAAGACUAAUACCAACAUGACAAUGCUGUUUUUUGAAAUUGUUCAUUUGCCAGUUAUAACAAGAAAUUAAUACUUAACGUGGACAUUGUUUUACCAAAAAAAAAAAAAGGAUAAACCAAAUCCCCAAAA
This is a messenger RNA of Athene cunicularia (burrowing owl), 10544 nucleotides long. It is a transcript of the gene TTC39A, whose product is annotated as tetratricopeptide repeat domain 39A. NCBI's taxonomy places the organism in Eukaryota, Metazoa, Chordata, Aves, Strigiformes, Strigidae. The record is from RefSeq and is a predicted model, not a curated record. The transcript has 18 exons. The coding region runs from base 67 to 1794 and encodes 575 amino acids. Gene Ontology annotation, molecular function: protein binding.